AUGCCCCGUCUCAAGUCCAAGCGGCGUUCUGAGUCUGCCAAGCGCCAGAUGGCAGAACGGCGCACUGUGGUUCUUGGACCACAGCAUCCUGCUGAAGAGCCCUGCCGUGGUACAGGGCGUCGGCAUGCUGUGCUGAAAUGGCCAAUUUCGGCUGUCACUGGCCGAAGCCACAAAUUGGUCCUUCCUGCUGAGUCGCCUGACAAGAAGUUUGUUCUGAUUGUUGGGGACUCCCAUCUACGCGCCAUCGUAGAUGGAUUUGUCAAGAUGCCAGAGGGGUGCCUUUCCUUUGGUGUCAUGUCAACGCCGGGGGCUCGUGCGUCACAGUUGAGGACCGAGGUGCAUCAUGCUGUAGUGCCUCGGACCCCUGAUGUUGUGUGUGUACUGGCUCCUAGCAACAACUUGACAGCCAGCAAGACGCCUUGCGAGGCAGGUGUCGAGUUCGGCCUGUACCUGGAUGCUGUCCGCAGUCGCUGGCCAGAGGUGUUUGUCCUGGACUUUCCUCCACGUCUGACCAUCGAGGAGGUUCAGCAGGAAUUCUUUCGCCAAGAGUUCCAUCGUGUGGCGGCAAGGGCUGGUGUGAAGUACUACUCCAUUGCUGAGCGCUUUCCCUUGAACCACACUGACCUGUGGAGUAGAGAUGGUGUCCACCUUAGCGAUUGCGAAGGCAUGGGGAUCCUUGUACAGUUACUGUGGGCUGCUGCCUAUCAGGAACUACAGCCACCUCCACCAAAGCCACAGGUUUCCCCAAGGGCAUCAUCUCCUCCUACUUCCAGCAUCGUUCCGAGACUGGUCGUUAAGGGGGAGGUCAUCGUUCCACGUAGACCAAACCCUUUUGAAUGGACGAUUGUUGGGAAUGGCAGCAAGGUGGACACAACUUCAGGCCUGGAGGAGUGUACCAUCCCGCUGAACCCUCGCAGGUUCAGCAGUGCUGUGCUGGAUGCGAUGGAUCAUGUUGUUCCAUCUCAUCUUUCCAGCCCUUCAUGUACAGAUGUUCCACAAGUUACAAAGGCGGAGGCAAGUGUUGUGGAGGUGUUGAAGGCGUCACCCUCCUCUGCUGUGAAAGAGGACGUUCCAGACCGGAUGGCAGUUACACCGAGCCUGGCGGUGUCUGCGGAGCCGGAGCUUGGGUCUGCUGAGGCAGCCCCUGCGUCUGCACUUGCCCCUGCUGUGGUGGAUGAGGUGCCAGAGAUGGGUGUUCGUAAGCGCCGCAAACCAAGAUCCACCAAUGGUCAGUUUGAUAAUUGA
Messenger RNA from Hippoglossus stenolepis (Pacific halibut), 1245 nucleotides. RefSeq lists its product as uncharacterized. The transcript has 11 exons. NCBI's taxonomy places the organism in Eukaryota, Metazoa, Chordata, Actinopteri, Pleuronectiformes, Pleuronectidae. The record is from RefSeq and is a predicted model, not a curated record. The coding region runs from base 1 to 1245 and encodes 414 amino acids.